Ziziphus jujuba (common jujube) is the source of this 3052-nucleotide messenger RNA. RefSeq names its product F-box protein At2g26160. The transcript is spliced from 3 exons. The record is from RefSeq and is a predicted model, not a curated record. Bases 167 to 1357 code for a protein of 396 amino acids. NCBI's taxonomy places the organism in Eukaryota, Viridiplantae, Streptophyta, Magnoliopsida, Rosales, Rhamnaceae.
CAUUUCAUUUUUUUUUUUUUUUUUGAGGCUCACGAACACCCAUUUCUAUUUUCCACUUUCUAUCAACUGGAAUCAAAACGCGCCCGAUUUGAUUUCAAGCAUAGAUCUACAGAAAGCAACAGAUAGAAAUACCCAUUUCUUUCUUUCUUCUUCUUCUUCUUCAAGAAUGUCAAGAAAGAGAGCCCUAAACGACCCCAGCUACCGCACAUUGCCAUCACCUUCUUCUUCUGCUUCAUCAUUAUCUUCUUCUUGGACUCAACUAGACUGGCAAUACCCAGGAAAAGACGUGAUGGAAAAUAUUACCAGGCGUCUAGAAACUCCCAUGGAGAUUCGCCAUCUACGUGCUGUCUGCCGAGGUUGGCGUGACUUAAUCCCUCUUCCACCCAAAUACCACCUCAACUCUGAUGGGUCUCCUUUGAAACUUCCAUAUCCAAUCGUUUCGAACGGUAAGCAGUCCUCUAUUAGGGGUUACUACUUGCUCAAAGAUAGAACCAUCUAUUGUUUCGAACCCUUGAAAGAGAAUUCUACCGAUAACUGGUUCGUGAAUAUUGAAGAGAAAGAUCCUGGGAAAGUUUGUCUCAAGGACCCUUUCGACAGAUUCAGGAAUCUUGGUCAGAUUGAUAGCCUACACGAGAAGGUAAUCGAGUUAUGGGAUUAUAAGGUGAGAGAAGUAGGUAAAACAUAUUAUCUUGAAUUUGUUGAAGUAGGAGACAACCAAUGUUUUUGGAUUAGAAAAGUUGUUGUGGGUUGGAACAAUAAGGGUGAAUUUUGGGUCAUGGCUAACAUUCGUGGUAGAAAGUUGGGAUUUUGGAAAAUCGGUUUUGAGAAUUGGGCGGAAAUUGAUGAUGGGCGCGUAAAAUCGCAUUAUGUGGAUGUUGCCUUUCACAAUGGAAGAAUCUAUGCUGUGGAUUGGACAGGACUGACUGUAGCAAUUGAUCCUUCAUCCUUGAGAGUUACUCAAGUUGCUUCUGAUUUUCACCCAUAUAGGCCUUUCUGUAGGUAUUUGGUGAGUUCACUUGGGGAUUUAUUUCUGGUUGAUAUUCCCUGUCAAACCCUUUAUUUAAAAGUUCACAAGUUGAACGAAGAGAUAGGUAAAUGGAUUCGUGUGAAGAGGUUGGGGUAUCGGGCAAUAUUGGUGGGAGAUGAUUGCUGCUACGUUCUUUCGACCAAAGAUUUUGCUGGAUUGAAAAGGAAUUGCGUUUAUUUCUGUGAUGCUAUUUUCGAUCAUGGUCAGUAUCGUUUCCCAGGCUGCUGUGUUGGCUUCACGAGAUUGGACAAAAAAGAUUUUGGGUACCUGAAAUCUAAAAUUUUCUGGCCUCCACCGACCUGGCUCGGGCAAACACCAAGUCGCAAGUGAACAACGGAAAGAUCUACGAAUAUUCAUAGAUGAAUUAUAUAACGAUCUCAACAACUUUUUUUCCAAAAGUUUGAUUCGAAUUAGCAAUCUGAAUUAGCACAGCUUCUUGUAUGUGGUUCUGGAUUCAGUUGGUAUGUUCCUAUACGUUUAUGUCAAACCGAUGGUGACGCUGUUAUGUGGACUUUGUAGUUUUUUGUCUAUGUUCUACUGAAUCAAAGAGAUGUGCAAGCUUGCUAGUUUUAUUGUCUUGAUAAUUUCUAUUAGCUUGAGAGGGAUAAGCAAAUUUUCCCAAUCCAGUUCUAUUCUCUGUUUUUCUCUGUUCUUAGAACCAAAUACAUUGAAAUUGAUCUUCAAGAAAGGUUUAGAGGUCGAAGAUAUAUACAACACCGUUUAGUUCUGAGGAAUACAAGAUUGUUGUGGCUAUGUAGUUUACGUUUGUAAUAUUACUGUUCAGCAUUCAGUUUUAAAAAUUGUAAAAAUGAAGGUGUUAGUGGUGCUAGUCAGUUAGAGCUGCUCAUUGUAUAAAAGUUUAAGUACAUAUUGAAAUAUCAUAUUGAGGAAUUUUUCCAUCAGAAUACAUUAUUGUUAUCUCUUUUAACUUCUUUUGCCAAGAGCAACUAAAAUGGAUGGAAUUCAAAGGUCGAUGGGAGGAAAAAGGGGAAAAAAAAAAUGACACUGUUUUCAUUGGAGCAGAGAUGAUUAUGGCGGGUUUUGUAACAGCCCAGACCACCCGCAUCAGGAUAUUGUCCUCUUUGGACCAGGGUUCACACCCUCUCUCCCCCCUGGCCUCAAGGUUUUGCUCACAAAACGCGUCCUGAAGGGAGAUGUAUCCACAGCCUUAUAAAGACCGCUUCGUGCCCCUCUCCAACCGAUGUGGGAUGUUACAAUCCUCCCCCCUUGGGGCCAGCGUCCUCGCUGGCACACCGAUCCGGGUCAUGGCUCUGAUACCACUGUAACAGCCCAGACCACCCGCAUCAGGAUAUUGUCCUCUUUGGCCCAGGGUUCACACCCUCUCUCCCCCCUGGCCUCAAGGUUUUGCUCACAAAACGCGUCCUGAAAGGAGAGGUAUUCACAGCCUUAUAAAGACCGCUUCGUGCCCCUCUUCAACCGAUGUGGGAUGUUACAGGGAUAAAUUCGUAAUCUAAAUGGUACUUCAUUCUCAUUUCUCUGCUCGACAAACAAAAGAGACCCCAAAAAGAGACUCCAUUACAAAACUCCCAGAAAACACUCUCUCUUUCUUUGUCUUCAGGGAACAAAGAGGCCCCAAAACCCCAACUACCCAUACCCUCUACAUCACCAUCUUCUUCUUCUUCUACUAGCUGUAGCAAAAGCUUUUGUAAAACAGAGGAUGAGGAUGGAUUCGAGAUUUUGCUACUCUGUUUCAGCCAGAGAACUGCAUUUAUUUCAAUGAUAGGUGCUUCAUUGGUGUUAAGGAUGAUUUCCCAGGUUGGGCUGCUGCCUUGUUUGACUUGGAGGACGAUGUUUCUCAACCCCUAGAAUCUGCUGUUGGCUAUUCUGAAAUUUUCUGGCCACCACCAUCCUGGUUAGGGCAACAAUCAAGUUGAAAGUAAGAAUAUUAUCUUUAAUUUAUCAUGUUUGAUUCAAUUGUUAUGAGUUAAUAUCAAUGUGCCUUUAUUUUAAAUGCAUAGCAAACGUUUUGUGCGUUGCAUUUCAAUUAAUUUAUGUAGUUUGACA